AUGAACGAUAUUCGCAAUUCCAGUGCUUUGCCCUCAGAAUUGAAUUGUCUCCAAAGGGAUUUUCCUUGUGAUCGUGGAUCACCAAGAUAUAGCAACUUUGGAAUCAAUUGUGGUGGCCCACGAAUCACAUCCUCAAAUGGUCCCACUUGGAGAAGCCUUGGAAGGCGUGUAUUUGACAUUUAUAUCCAGGGAAAUCGGGUGUUUGAAGAUUUUGAUAUAAAGAGGGAAGCAGGGGGAGCUUCAUUUAGUCCUGUUUCGAAGGAAGUAAUGGUUCAGGUUUCAAAUAAUUACAUUGAGAUACAUUUAUUUUGGUCUGGAAAGGGGACUUGUUGUGUACCUGAUGAUGGAACUUUUGGACCUCUUAUCUCAGCAAUCACUGCUACCCCAAACUUCAUCCCUAGAGUGAACAACAAUCCACCUUCCAACAACAACAAGAAUAAAACCGACUUUCUGGGAAUUGAUGCCAAGCCAUAUACUUUUGGUUAUGAAGAAUUGAGAGAUGCAACAGAUGAUUUUAGUCCUGCAAAUAAGCUUGGGGAGGGUGGUUUUGGACCUGUUUACAAGGGAACACUUGAAGAUGGAAGAGUUAUAGCUGUCAAACAACUAUCCAUAGCCUCCCAACAUGGUAGGAGUCAAUUUGUGGCAGAAAUUGCUACAAUAUCUGCAGUCCAACACCGUAACCUUGUGAAACUCUACGGAUGCUGCAUUGAUGGAGAGAAACGACUUCUUGUAUAUGAGUAUCUUGAAAACAAAAGUCUUGACCAAGCAUUAUUUGGAACCAACAGAUUGUCGCUUACAUGGUCCACCCGUUUCGACAUAUGCGUGGGAUUAGCACGGGGUCUCGCAUAUCUCCAUGAGGAAUCUCGCUUACGGAUUAUACAUAGAGAUGUGAAAUCUAGCAAUGUUUUGCUUGAUUCUGAUUUGAAUCCUAAGAUAUCGGAUUUUGGUCUUGCCAAACUUUAUGAUGACAAGAAAACACACUUGAGUACUCGUGUUGCAGGCACAUUUGGGUAUCUUGCACCAGAGUAUGCAAUGUGGGGACACCUUACAGAGAAGGCUGAUGUGUUUGGGUUUGGAGUUGUGGCUCUAGAGAUUAUCAGUGGAAGGCCCAAUUCUGAUUCAAGUUUGGAAGAUGAGAAAAUAUACCUUCUUAAUUGGGCAUGGAAGCUACAUGAAGAUAAUCGUGAAUUAGAGUUGGUGGAUGAAGAAUUGUCUGAAUUUGAUGAGACCGAAGUGAAAAGAAUGACAAGAGUUUGCCUUUUAUGCACUCAAACAUCGUCAACACAACGUCCAUCAAUGUCUCGUGUGGUGGCAAUGCUUUCCGGAGACAUAGAAGUAACUGGUGUCAUUACUCGACCCGAGUACUUGACUUUUUUCGAGUUUGACGAUUCUACAACAUUUAAGAGUGCUAGUACAACUUCAAUAAUUUCACCACAUGAUUCUUCCCUACCUAUGCUUCACCAUAUCAUGGGAGAAGGUAUGUGA
Molecule: messenger RNA, 1485 nt
Organism: Lactuca virosa
Lineage: Eukaryota; Viridiplantae; Streptophyta; Magnoliopsida; Asterales; Asteraceae
Source: the annotation of a GenBank genome assembly